This is a messenger RNA of Manihot esculenta (cassava), 2161 nucleotides long. RefSeq lists its product as uncharacterized. The record is from RefSeq and is a predicted model, not a curated record. The transcript has 4 exons. Bases 131 to 1909 code for a protein of 592 amino acids. Lineage: Eukaryota; Viridiplantae; Streptophyta; Magnoliopsida; Malpighiales; Euphorbiaceae.
UUCCAUAUAUAUAUAUAUGAAGUUAAGUUGCACCACCUUGCUUGCUGCCUUCUAGCUAAUAAAGAAAUAAUCUAAACUUUCCGAAAUUAGUGGCUUUUAAGAGUGAUGAUCGCAGUUGAGCCUCAUCAGAAUGGCUGUCCUUGCUUCCUGUUGGCUGAUGAUUGAAUCUAUUGUCAUCCCAGAUGGUUUUGCGAAGUGGUUUUAUUUGAGCUUCUAUAUCCAUCCCAUUUUUCUUUUUGUAUGCCAGAUUUUUCUUUGGCUCAAAUUGAUACUGAAAUAUCUUUCAGUUGUUUUCUUUUAUCCUCUUAAAAUCACUUGGUAUGUUUGUUUAUAUGUUUUUAAAGUUUUCAAAGAUCGUGUCAUCUGCUUUUUUUCAUCCCCUAGAUUGACCAAUUCUGAACCCAGCAGAGUAGAGGCUGAGGAUUAUGCACUUGUACAAAUCUGUGAUAGAAACCAAAUUGUUACCUCCUAUGGUUAUUCAAAUAUAGCACGUAUAUCAUGUCAGCAGCUAAAAGUACUCCCACUUCAGAAAUAUUAUGUGCUUGAAGAGGAGAGUAAUUUCCAGGAUGAUCAUCAAGUUUCAUGUGAGGAUGAACAUAUGGAAGAAGAAAGUUUGUUUUUUGAUGAAGAUAAAAGCACGAUUGAUGAUUCCACUUCUAUUUGUAGCUCUGAAUCAUCAUCAUCUCUCAAUCCUUACCAAGCAGGGAGUUUCAUGGACUGGGAACUCCGAUAUUGCUCUGAAACACUCCUAAAAGAUGCAAACUUAAAUGAAUGCAUACCAUCAAUUUGUAGCUCCAAUUCACCUGAAGCAGAAAACCUUGACGUGAGCGAGUGUUCGUCAUUGCUUUUCAGCUCUAAUACAGUAGCUGAAGAUCAAGACAUUAAUGCAUAUUCAAGAUCUAUUUGCAGCCUUAACUUACCAGCAGUGGUGGCACGAGAAGAACCUAUUGGACUUAAGGACCAAGAUUUAGACUCAUUCUACAGCGAGUACAUCCAAAGGAUGAGAUGGUUCGAUGUCCUAAAUUACGAUCGCACAUGUGGAAUAAGCUCAAUUCUGAACAAGCAAGAAACAGCGACUCCAGAUUCUUUAGAGAGCGCUGGAUCUGUGGAUUUCUCAAUCUUCCCUUAUAUGUCAUGGAGCAAAACAGUCAGAAAGAAGCUGCUAAGGAGUUUAGAAAGCGAUUUCGAGCUGGUUUAUGUGGCUCAGUCAUGCCUGUCGUGGGAAGUUCUCCACUAUCAGUACAUAAAAGUUGAAGCUCUUGCUAACUCUAGCUCUCAAAAUUUGUUAUUUUCUGAUAAUGUGGUGGGAGAAUUCCAGAAGUUCCAAGUGCUUUUGGAGAGAUUUAUGGAAGAGGAAAGGUGUGAAGGCACAAGGGUUUGGAAUUAUGUCAGAGGAAGGUUUUCCCUCAAGAGCCUUCUCCAAGUCCCCAAGGUUUCAGGAUUCUUUGAGCAGGAAAUGGAAAAAGAAGUCAUAGAUAUUAAACAAGUCUUGAAGGCCAUAGAAAGAUGCAUACAGGCAUUUUGGACCUUUGUUAAAACAGACAGCACAAAGCCUUGGUGGAAAUUGAGAACUUCCUUGUGGACUUGUCAGCCUGUGGAGAACCCUAGAGAUUUGAAACUAUUUGCUGAUCUCACUAGGAAACUUCAUAAGAAGGAACUAUGGUUAAAAGAUUCACAAGGGAAGCGAAGAUGCUGGCUCAGGAGAGUAGUAAAGCCUGAUGUGGAGGAGUCUCAAAGAAAGGAGAUGCUAUACACAAUGAUAGACAUAAAGCUGAUAUCAAGAGUGCUCCAAUUGCCAAUGCUUUCUUCUGCCCAGCUCAAUUGGUGCAAAGAAAAGCUCCACAACAUUCAGGUUCAGGAAGGGAAGAUUGUCAGGGCUUCCACUUCUGGCCCCUUAUUUCCUCCUUGAUAUUUUUCUACAAGUGGAACCCAGUUAUAUUAGUAUUAUGCCUAUAGCUUGUAAAUAAGAUCUGGUAGAAUAAGAUGUUGGGUUCAAUUAUUCAGUUCAUUAAGAAUUUUUUUUUCUAUGGAAAUUGGGAAAAGUAUGCAUGAUAUGCUUUUAUUAUCUAAAGAGUUUUGAUUAUAAAAAGUUAUACUGCUUUAUAUGCAAACACGUUUAUGUCCAGCAAAUGAUUAAGCUAGUAUAUUAAUCAACAACUUC